This is a messenger RNA of Diaporthe citri, 1341 nucleotides long. RefSeq lists its product as uncharacterized. Gene Ontology annotation, biological process: proteolysis. The transcript is spliced from 2 exons. Lineage: Eukaryota; Fungi; Ascomycota; Sordariomycetes; Diaporthales; Diaporthaceae. Bases 1 to 1341 code for a protein of 446 amino acids. Gene Ontology annotation, molecular function: aspartic-type endopeptidase activity. The record is from RefSeq and is a predicted model, not a curated record.
AUGCAGUCAUUCAUCAGAGCCUUUCUCUUCCUUGGCCUCCUCGCCGCCCUGGUCGCCGCCGCGCCGUCUCCCAAGAUCCAGAAGCGUGGAGUGUUCAAGGUCGAGCGUGUAGCAAACCCCAACUUUAAGGGGCACAAUGGACCAAAACAGUUGCUCAAGUCGCUGAGGAAAUACCGCAUGAACAUCCCGCCAGCACUGAUGGACUCGAUCCGCAACCAAGGCUCGGCAACCACCGCUAUCGAGGACAAGCUCACCAACAGCGCCGCCGUCAGCGCUGGCCCGGCCCCAGCCAAGCUUGCGCCCAUGGUCAACGGUAAUGCCGCCAACGCUACCUCCAACGCUGCGAACGGAACUGCUGGUGUGGGUCUUGUGACAGCCACCCCCGAACAGGGCGAUGUCGAGUACCUGUCACCGGUCAACAUAGGUGGACAGACGCUGAACCUUGACUUCGACUCGGGCUCGUCCGACCUGUGGCUCUUCAACACCCAGCUCCCCGCCGCUUCCACCACCGGUCACACCCUGUACGACCCAACAAAGUCCACGAGUUUGAAGAUGGUCCAGGGUGCUUCCUUCUCCAUCAGCUAUGGUGACGGCUCUGGAGCGGCAGGCAACGUUGGAACUGACACCGUCAACAUCGGUGGUGCCACCGUGACCGACCAGGCCAUUGAGAUGGCAACCGCUGUCUCCCAGUCCUUCACCGAGGAUGCCAACAACAACGGUCUUGUCGGCCUGGCCUUCAGCAAGCUCAACACUGUCAAGCCCCAGCAGCAGAAGACCUUCUUCGACAAUGUCAUGCCCACGCUCGCGGAGCCGGUCUUCACCGCUGACCUUCGCAAGGCUGCCGUGGGUGCCUACGAGUUCGGCCGCGUCGAUGCUACCAAGUUCAACGGUACCAUGACCUGGGUCCCAGUCAACACCACCCAGGGCUUCUGGCAGUUCCCGUCCCAGAUGUUCGCAGUCGGUACUGGUGCGCCAACAAUGGGUCAGCCCGGCUUCCAGGCUAUCGCCGACACCGGUACCACCCUGAUCAUCACCAACCCCACUGUUGUCCAGGGUUACUACUCCCAAGUUCAGGGUGCUGUCAACGAUGCUCAAGUCGGAGGUGUGACCGUGCCAUGCGACGCCCAGCUGCCGGAUCUGAUGAUGUCAGUCGGUGACAACUUCAUGGCUCGUGUCAAGGGAUCUGACAUCAACUUCGCCAAGGUCCAAGGUAACACUUGCUUCGGUGGUGUCCAGGCCUCCCAAGGCAACCUCGGCAUCUACGGUGACAUUUUCUUCAAGUCCCAGUUCGUCGCCUUCAACGGCGGGAACAACUCCCUCGGCCUGGCUGAGCACCAGUAA